Messenger RNA from Sinocyclocheilus grahami, 1885 nucleotides. RefSeq names its product general transcription factor IIH subunit 2-like. Gene Ontology annotation, cellular component: transcription factor TFIIH core complex; transcription factor TFIIH holo complex. The transcript is spliced from 15 exons. Gene Ontology annotation, molecular function: zinc ion binding. The coding region runs from base 291 to 1469 and encodes 392 amino acids. The record is from RefSeq and is a predicted model, not a curated record. NCBI's taxonomy places the organism in Eukaryota, Metazoa, Chordata, Actinopteri, Cypriniformes, Cyprinidae. Gene Ontology annotation, biological process: nucleotide-excision repair; DNA-templated transcription; regulation of transcription by RNA polymerase II.
UACGAAUCGACGGACAAGGGUUGCACGAAAGUAAAUAACAGUUGAAUUGGGUUGUUUUUUAUAGUGCGCUGAGCAAGUUACAUAUUAAUGUGUCGUUAUUUCAAAAAUCGAGUUUAUAGACAUUUUCCUGUGUUUGAUGUUAUAAGGUUUGAAAAACUAUACGAGUCUCUGUGAUGAGACCGAAUGCAUAAAUCUGUUGAAACAUCUGAGAGUACAAACCCUUCUGAAGAAUGGAAUAACGUUAACUGUAUAACAUAAAGAAAGCUUACAGUCUGUUAAAAUUAUAAAUCAUGGAUGAAGAACCAGAGAGAGCAAAACGCUGGGAAGGAGGAUACGAACGAACAUGGGAGGUGCUGAAGGAGGAUGAAUCGGGAUCUCUUAAAGCUUCUGUGGAGGACAUUCUUUUCCAAGCAAAGAGGAAAAGAGUGUCUGAGGGUCAUGGACAAGUUCGGCUUGGGAUGAUGCGGCAUCUCUUUGUGAUCAUUGACUCAUCUAGAUCAAUGGAAGAUCAGGACCUGAGGCCCAAUAGGCUGACCUCAACCUUAAAGCUGAUGGAGUUUUUUGUGGAGGAAUACUUUGACCAGAAUCCAAUCAGUCAGAUAGGGAUCAUUACCACCAAGAACAAGAGGGCGGAGAAGCUCACUGAUCUUGCAGGGAACCCUAAGAAGCAUUUAGCAGCUCUGAAGAAAGCUGUGGACUCCACAUGUGUUGGUGAACCGUCUCUCUACAACUCUCUCAACGUGGCUAUGCAGACUCUCAAACACAUGCCUGCUCAUACAAGCAAAGAGAUCCUCGUUAUUUUCAGCAGUCUUACUACCUGUGACCCAGCCAACAUCUAUGAGCUUAUCAAAACUCUGAAUGCUUUGAAGAUUAGAGUGUCUGUGAUAGGCCUGUCAGCAGAAGUUCGAGUGUGCACCAUUCUCACAAGAGAAACUGGAGGAUCCUACAAUGUAAUAUUGGAUGAGAGUCAUUUUAAAGAGCUGCUGAUGCUGCAUGUGAAGCCGCCUCCUGCCAGCUCCUCCUCAGAGUGCUCCCUCAUUCGCAUGGGUUUCCCUCAGCAUGUCAUAGCCUCCAUGUCUGAUCAGGAUGCCAAACCCUCGUUCAGCAUGUCGCACCUAGACAGCACUGGUGAGCCAGGACUCACUCUUGGUGGCUACUACUGCCCACAGUGUAGAGCCAAAUACACCGAGCUGCCAGUGGAGUGUAAAGUGUGUGGUCUGACUUUAGUUUCCGCUCCUCACCUGGCCCGUUCCUUCCAUCACCUCUUCCCCCUGGAGGCCUUCCAGGAAACCCCACUGGAGGAGUAUGAGGGGGAGAGGUUCUGUGAGGCCUGCCAAGGAGAGUUGAAAGACAAAAGUGUAUUUACUUGCCUAGCAUGUAAAAAAGUGUUCUGCGUGGAGUGUGAUCUCUUCAUACAUGACACACUGCACUGCUGUCCUGGCUGUAUGCAGACUGACAGGACAUCCUGAUGCAAGAUGGCCUGACUACAAGACAUCUGUGAACUUCAGUACAAGUAGAAACUGAGAUUUUAGAAAAAAAAAAGAAGUCAUCAACCACCGAUUUAGAUUCUCACUGAUUAUUGAGGGUUGAAGUAAUGAAAGCCAAUGCUUAUCAGUUCUCUGGAAUCAUGUUACUUUGGCUUUCUUACAUCAUUGUUGUGCUGGAGCUGUAACUGUAUAAAAGGGCGCCCCCUAUGGGGAGAAGCAUCUCACUGGACCAAAUGAAACCAGCAACAGAAUUAUUAUUUUUUUGGCUGGUUUCCAGUGUCCUAUUUCUAUUAAAGCCAUGGCAUUGUAAUAGAGUGAACAUGACAGCUGUUCCUAUAUUUUGCACCCUACAUGCCAUGUUAAUGUACUCGCCUGUACUCAAUGACUCAAAAACAAAC